Molecule: messenger RNA, 1284 nt
Organism: Haliotis rubra (blacklip abalone)
Lineage: Eukaryota; Metazoa; Mollusca; Gastropoda; Lepetellida; Haliotidae
Product: ankyrin-1-like
Exons: 2
Coding region: 1-1284 (427 amino acids)
Molecular function (GO): protein binding
Source: RefSeq, a predicted model, not a curated record
AUGCUUCAUGUUGUCUGCAAAGUAGGAAAUAUUGAACUGGUGAAUUACUUGAUUGGUAAAGGAAUAGAUAUCCAGACAAAAGACACCAAUGGAAAUACAGCUCUCCAUGCAGCAUGUGCUCGUGGUCACUUUGAAAUAGCUAAAGUACUGAUUGAGAAAGGACUUAGUUUCAAUGAAAAGAACACAAGAGCAAUGAGUCCACUUGAUCUUGCAAUCAUCAAUACGCACUAUGGAGUAACAUGUGUAUAUGACCACUGGUAUGCUGUGUCAAAGUGUCAUCCAGGAAUAAGCAUGAUAUCCCUCCAUCACAUUUGCCGGGACAACAAAAUACAGUUACUUUACAAUUCUGAGAUUGUUUUUGCUGAAAAAGACAGUGAUGGAAAUUCUGCUCUUCAUGUUGCCUGUGAGGAAAGAUCGGAAGAGAUAGUACAGUUAUUGAUAAUAGCAGGAGCCUGGUUGCUUGUAUUCAAUAAUCAUGGAGAGGCACCAGUGCAUAUUGCUUGCCAUGGACCAUGUCUUAAAGCUAUGAUAGAUGCAAUUCACAAGAAGAUCAAGGUCAAGGUUUUGUCACUGCGUGACAAAAAUGGAAAUACUCCACUUCACCUUGUAAUACGCGCACAGAAUCUAGGAAACUUGUGCAUUCUUUUGGAUAACAAUGUUGAUGUUGAAAUGGUAAACAGCUUUCAUCAAACUGCUCUGCACAUUGCCUGCUAUGGUGGGAAUGUGAACGUAGUUGAAAAACUCUUAGGAGCUGGAGCUAGUGUUAUAGCUGUUGACAAAAAGUGGUCAAGGAAGACACCCUUGUAUAAUGCAUGUUCAAGUGGAAGUGCAAACAUAGUAAAACUGAUUUUGCAAGAAUCGUCAUUAUCUAGUGUCAGUGAUUCUAACAAUAUGACACCUUUGCAUGUAGCCAGUUGGAAGGGCCACGUGGAUGUUGUGAAGCUUCUGCUGGAAUCUGACCAUGAUCUCCAGGCAAAAACCAAUGACGGACAAACAGCACUUCAUUUGUCUUGUCUGGAAGGACACCGGGAUGUUGCUGAAGUUUUAUUGAAGGCUGGAUCAGAUAUCAAUGCAUUAGACAGUGCUCUUGAUACACCUCUGCAUUUAGCUGCCAGAGCUGGUGUGUGUGAUGUGGUGGUUCUCCAGGCUAAGUGGGGAGCGAGGGACACACAGUGUAACAAGCACGGUAAAACUGCUCUUCAUGUAGCAUGUCAUGAAGGACAUACUGAUGCUGUCAAAGCACUUCUCAACAUGGGGAGUGAUAUUCUAGCAACAAAUAAUUAG